AUGCGCGUCAGAAACAGUGUUUGGGCUUCUGUCCUGCUGGCUCUGAGCACUCCGGCCUUAGCCUGUGAGAGCUGUGAGCACCCAGAGCAAGAUGUUGUCAUGACGAGAAAUGUACGACGCAUGCAGCCAGAUGCCCAGAAUGCUACAGUCGGUCCUCGCGGACCAUUGGCCUGGGGUCAGCUCAACUUUUUGCACACCACUGACACCCACGGCUGGCUCGAGGGACACAUUAGAGAGCAAAACUAUGGUGCAGACUGGGGCGACUAUGUGUCGUUCGUCAAGCAGAUGAGACAGAAGGCAAGGGAUCUGGACGUCGAUCUUCUAGUGGUCGACACUGGUGACCUUCACGAUGGUGCAGGCCUCAGCGACGCUACUGGAGUUGCUACCUACGGUGGUGUCAACGGACAACUGUCGAACCCGAUCUUUGAGCAACUUGACUACGACUUGCUAACCAUCGGAAACCACGAGCUUUACGUUUCUGCAAUCGCUUAUGAGACCUUCAACCAGUUCGCCAAAGCAUAUGGUGAGAAAUACUUGACCAGUAACGUUCAAGUUAGGAACCCAAGCACUGGCGGGCUCGAGUACAUUGGCAAGAAGUACAGGUACUUCAAGACUCAGAAGGGCCUCAGAGUCAUGGCCUUUGGUGUGCUAUUCGACUUCACUGGUAACUCGAAUGCUUCAGUCGUUACCAAAGCUGCCGAUAUGGUCAAGGAGUCUUGGUUCACUAACGCAGUCAACCACAAGAAUGUCGAUGCCUUUGUGUUGAUCGGUCACAACCCUGUCGGCCUCAAGAGCAGCACUAACACUCUGCAAACUGUCUACAAGGCUAUUCGUGCCAUCAAGCCCGACACACCUAUCCAGAUGUUCGGUGGCCACACUCACAUUCGCGACUUUGCAGUCUACGAUGACAAGUCUGUCGGUAUUGAGAGUGGAAGAUACUGCGAGACUCUGGGCUGGUUGGCUGUCAGCGGCAUCAAUCCCCACAGCAAGGCAAAUCCUAAGGGAGUCCCUAAUCCAACGAUGAAGGCAAAGAAGAAUGGCACCGCUUCGGCUUCUGCUAGCCUCGCUUCUUCCACCAGUGCUUCGAACUUGACCUUCUUCCGUCGCUACCUGGACUGGAACCGCAUGACUUUCGAGUACCACGCCGAAGGUAGCCAGGCCAAAGCAUUCGACACCACCAAAGGUCUUGCUGUGACCAAGAACAUCACUGCCACUCGCAAGGAGUUGAACUUGACUAGCAUCUACGGCUGCGCUCCCCAGACUUGGUGUCUCAACUGUGCGCCUUUCAAGUCUGAAGGCUCUAUCUACUCACUCCUGGACAGAGCACUCUCCGCCACCAUUGUCACCGAGCAACGCGCUGACAAGCCUCGUCUUAUCAUCACUAACACUGGUCACAUCAGAUUUGAUCUCGCCGAGGGAACUUUCGACUAUGACUCAAGCUUCAUCGUCUCACCAUUCACCGACGCCUUCCAAUACCUCCCUGACGUUCCUUACCACCUUGCUAGCCAAGUCCUCUCCGCGCUGGAAAGUGGCAACUACCCAUCGAAGCGCGAUCUAUCUUCUCAAGACUUCGGCUUCACUCAAAUGAACCCCUCGCUCGACAGCUGUAUCGAUCCUCCCGUGACUCACGACCACCUCAUCACCAAGCGCUCAUACCCAGGUGGCCGCAUCAUCAGACGUCAGACCACCACCACGCCUGGAUACACCACCUCCGACGACUUUGGUACUGAUGGAGAUGAUACCAUUCACUCCAAGAUCCCUUACUACUCCACCCCCAACUUCUUCCAAGCCAACGGCAGUCUCCCUGCCAAUGGAACUCUAGCCGCAGAUGCUGUUGUCGAUCUGAUCUUCUUGGACUACGUUGCUGCCAGUGUCGUCAAAGCCUUGAAUGGACUAGGUGGAAGCUAUACCAAUGACCAGGUCACCUACUAUUUGCCCAAGGUAAGAAACCCUCGCAUANACUUCACCACCAACUCGUACUUGCCCAAGUACGCACAGAUGACUGCAGAGUGGCAAGCCAAUGUUCCCAACUGCCCAAUUGGUAUGGGCAUCGGUUACAACAUUACCUCGUAG
Messenger RNA from Aureobasidium uvarum, 2073 nucleotides. The record is from the annotation of a GenBank genome assembly. NCBI's taxonomy places the organism in Eukaryota, Fungi, Ascomycota, Dothideomycetes, Dothideales, Saccotheciaceae.